AUGUUGUUGCCAAUCUACACCAUCCCGACACCAGCCGAGCCUUCUGCCGAGGUCCUCGCCGGAGACUCCCCCCUGACGGUGCCCAAGAUACCCAAGUUCGUGGAGGAGAGAGAGUCCUCGUCGCUGCUCGGGGUGUGGCGUCACGCGGUCAAGCACCAGGACCCGGCGGCGACGCUGAAGGAGGAGAGAGCCAUCCCGACACCAGCCGAGCCUUCUGCCGAGGUCCUCGCCGGAGACUCCCCCCUGACGGUGCCCAAGAUACCCAAGUUCGUGGAGGAGAGAGAGUCCUCGUCGCUGCUCGGGGUGUGGCGUCACGCGGUCAAGCACCAGGACCCGGCGGCGACGCUGAAGGAGGAGAGAGUCCCGAAGACCAUCCUUUCCCCCGACUUCCUCGAAAUGGAGCACCUCGUCCCCCAAGAGGCCGCCCUUAACCCUCUCUACGACGACGCCCCCGAAGCAGCCGCCCUUCGCGCAGAGUUCCUCCUCGACUACCUCGUCCUUGAGCCCAUCGACAUCCACGACCCGAGGAUGGCGUUUCCCGAAUUCCUCAACGUCACCAAUUUUGGCGGGAAAGAGCUCGCGUUUACGAGGCACAGGGACCGACGAGUGAGCGUGAACGGCAUCCCGGUAGAAGCCGUAGAAGUCCUUGAAGACGGGACGCUGGUCUACACCGUCGCCACCUUCCUCUUCGAUCACCGCCAGAGGGUGCAGGAGGCGCUGGAGGAGGCGGAGGCGAAGGAGUGGGGUGUUCAUGAGGGAGAGCUGGCCCUCCAGGACUCUCCUCGCGUGAUCUCGGAGUCAACUGAACUGCUCGAGAAAGAAAUGGCACAGGAAUCGUCUCAGAAACAGAAGGCGAGUCAGGCGCAACAGGAAGGUCAGACACAACAGGAGAUGAGUCAGUCUCAACAGAAAUCGAGUCAGCUAGAAGGGGAGACGACUCACUCUCAACAGGAAUCGACUCAACGGACACAACAGAAGUCGACUCAGCUGCAACAGGAGACGACGACUACGACGACCACAACGACCGAGGCACUGACUGAGACGACUGAGCUGCAAGAAGAACCGAUUCAGACAAGGGCUGAAACACCUCAACCGCACGAGGAGGAAGCGAACGAGUCAUAUGCCGAGACGAAGCAACAACCUUCAAACCCAGAGGAAGAACCAGCUCAAGGGCCAACUCAAGAACCAAGCCAAGAACUAACUCAAGAACCAAACCAAGAACCAACUCAAGUAACAACUCAAGAACUAACUCAAGAACCAACUCAGCAACCAGCCCAAGAACCAACUCAAGGAGCACUCGAAGAAGGAGCAGCUCACCAGCCUCCCCAGGUGUUACCCCCACGAGCUCAAGAGGUCCUCCUGACGGUGCCAGGGAUCCCGCAGGAGGUGGACGAAGGAGAGUACUCGUCGCUCCUGAACCUGUGGCGUUUCGCGUUGAGUGAGCAGGGCGAGGAGGCGUCGCUCAGGGAUGGCAGAGAACCUCAGACCAUCUUAUCCCCCGAUUUCGUGGUGAUGCUGAACCUCGUGCCCCAAGACGCCCCUCACCCCCUCUACGACAGUGCCCCCGAGAACGUUGCCCUCCGCCUCGAGCUCCUCCUUGACUACCUCAUCCUCGAACGUGUGAGCGCGCAGGACCCGAGGAUGACCCAGCCGGAAGGUCUGACGGUCACCAACCUCGCCGGGAAGGAGGUCACGUUCAGGGUCAAUGCGGAAGACGCGCUCAUUGGUCCGGAGUUGCCCUUGCCCGAGGAAGAGGCCGGGAUCGUCCCCGGGAUACCUCCGGCCGUGGGCGAAGCAGAGGCCUCGUCCCUCCUGAACCUGUGGCGUCAUGCACUGAGGCUGCAGGAUCUGGGGGCCACGCUGAGGGAUGACAGAGUCCCGAAGACGCUUCUCUCUCCCGACUUCCUGGAGGUGGUUAACCUGGUCCCCCAAGACGCCCCUCACCCUCUCUACGACGACGCCCCUAAGAACUCCGCCCUCCGCUCCGAGUUCCUCCUCGACUACCUGGUCCUCGAGCCGGUGAGCGUGCAGGACCCAAGGAUAGCCUCGCCUCAGGGACUCACCGUGGUUAACCUCGGAGGGAAGCGACUCACCUUCAAGGCCGACGUCGAAGGACACUUCACCAUCAACGGCGUGCCAGUGGAGGGCGUGGAGGCGCUGGAGGACGGGACCUUCGUGUACACCCUGGCGGACUUCCUGUUCGAGCACCGGGCGCGCGUGGACGACGCCUUCCUGCACCUGAUCAGCCAGCCCGCGGAGUUCGGGCCGCUCGGCGAGCCUCUGGAGAUUCCUACGCCGGUCGAUGGAAACGCGACGACGGAAGAACCUUAUCCGACGACGGUGCCAAGGAUCCCCAGUCUAGUGGAUGAACAGGAAGCCUCGUCCCUUCUGAACCUCUGGCGCCAUGCCCUUAGGACGCAGGAGGUUUCGCCCACGCUCAGGGAUGAUAGAGUCCCCAAGACGCUCCUGUCUCCCGACUUCCUGGAGGUGGUCAACCUGGUCCCUCAAGACGCCCCUCACCCGCUGUACGACGACGCCCCCGAGAAUGAGGCUCUGCUGAAGGAGAUCCUGCUGGACUAUAUGGUUCUCGAUCCUCUCAGCAUUCAGUCGACUCACUCAGGGGGACUCAGGGUUACCAAUCUCGCUGGAAAGGAACUUGUCUUCGCCGUCGACAACCAGGAUAACCUCGUAGUCAACGGCGUAAAGGUAGAAGCGAUGGAAGUUCUCUCGGAUGGAACUCAAGUCUUCACCCUUACUGAUUUUCUCUUCGACCACCGCGACCGAGUGAACGAAGCUUUCCGCAAACUGAACGAACAGCCCUCUCUGUUCACACCGUUGGGCGAACCUUUGGAUCUCCAAACCGAAGCUCACCCAUCUCUCAAGACAACUGAACAAAUUGAUGACUUUGUUCCAGAAGCAGUUGCCAUUGUGUCAGAAUCAGUUCAGGAACAGAACAGGUUCGAUCAGACACCGUCAGAAAGCGUCGCAGAGGCGGACCAAACGCUGUCAGAUUCGCUCCAGACAGAAACGCAGACAUACCCGGAAACAGCGGAGGUUUUGCGAGAGUCAGAGCAAGCGCUGGGCGAAGACGGUCAUGAUGACUUGUCCGGAUCCGUGAAAGCACAGCAAGAAGCAACUCAAGCGGAGGUGGUGGCAGUUUCAGAUUCGGACUUGGAACUGCUGGAAUCGAUUCAAGCAGCGGCAUCGGAUCGUGCGGAGUCAGAGGAUGCUCAGAUAGUUCCUGGAGUUUAUAGCAUCCAGUCUGAUCCUGUUCAGGUAGUGUUGGAAACGGAGGACGGACUCGUGGAUCCUGUUGAAACUGCUCCGGAUGAUCACAUUCCUUCAGAGUCGGUUCAGAUCCAAAUCGUGUCAAAAACAGACGAGACGCCACUGGAACCUCUCCAAGCAGGGCAGGAAGCAGAGCAAACCCUGCCGGAGCCCGCACAGGAGCAGGCGGCGUCGGAAACAGUUAACGAACCUUCAGAGUCAGUUCAGGAACUCUCAGAGCUGACCCAAGCGGUAUCAGAAACAGACGAAGCUCUACAAACAGAGCUGGAAACAGAACAGCCACAAGAACUGUCAGCUGCAGAGUCUACCCAGAGCCUCCCCGAAAUCCCCAAGAUCGUGGACCAAGGGGAAGCCUCGUCUCUCCUCGACAUCUGGCGCCAUGCACUCGAGGCGCAGGAUCCGUCGGCUACACUCAGGGAUGGCAGAGAACCAAAGACUCUACUAUCUCCCGACUUCCUGGAGGUGGUGAACUUAGUGCCCCAAGACGCCCCACACCCCCUCUACGACGACGCCCCUGAGAAUGUGGCCCUUCGCACGGAGUUCCUGCUCGAUUACAUGGCCCUGGAUCCCAUCGAUGUCCAGGACUCGCGGAUAGCUUCACCCGAGGGACUCCGUGUGACCAACCUGGCUGGGAAAACGCUCUCCUUCGCCGUGGACUUGGAAGGCAAUCUGCGCAUUAACAACGUCCCCGUGGAAAUGAUCGAGAUUUUAUCGGACGGGACGCAGGUGUACACCCUGGCGGACUUCCUGUUCGAGCACCGGGCGCGCGUGGACGACGCCUUCCUGCACCUGAUCAGCCAGCCCGCGGAGUUCGGGCCGCUCGGCGAGCCUCUGGGUGCGUGGACCUAG
Molecule: messenger RNA, 4137 nt
Organism: Penaeus indicus
Lineage: Eukaryota; Metazoa; Arthropoda; Malacostraca; Decapoda; Penaeidae
Exons: 17
Coding region: 1-4137 (1378 amino acids)
Source: RefSeq, a predicted model, not a curated record